CUGUGAUUUGCUCAACCAGGGCCUUCGUUGGCAAGUGGGUGAUGGGAUCUCCAUUAGAGCUCUCUCGGAUCAUUGGCACCCAACCUCUCCACCCUCUUCCCCUACGACUCGGCCGGGUGCUCCAGCUGCUUCUCCUUUCGUCUCGGCUUUCAUUGAUCUAGGUACACGCUCUUGGAAUAUAGCUAUGUUACGAUUGUACUUUGAUGCUCCUACGGUUCAGAUUAUCCGUGGAAUCCCAUUACCUCUACAACGCAUAGCUGAUCAAGUUCUUUGGCAUCAUGAAGCUUUAUGUUGUGGAAGAAUCGGUGUAUGGUGGUGUUUCAAGGAAAAAGCAACUUCGGCUAGAUGUACUAGCUAAUCAAUGGCUAUUCCAAGUGAAGGAGAAUGAGCAAGCACUGUUAAUUACUCCAACUAUUCCUCAGCGGCUGGCUCUUCAAACUCAGUCCACUAUGGCUGGUAUUCAUGGAUGCUCUGCAUCCUUUGAUGCUGCAACUUCGCGGCUGGGUAUGGAACCACAAGUUCUGUCUUUUUUUAUGUUUCAGAGUUUGAUUUGCAUUGGGGGUGACGCAAAACUCAUUAUAGACAAGGCUUCAGCAAGGGAUUCUGCAGACAACAAUAUUGGUUCAAUCCUGAAGGAAAUUAUUGCACUCUUGGACGCGAUGGAUUCUUCUCUAGUUCAAUUUACUGGUAGUGUUCAAAACAGAGCUACUCAUUGGUGGCUUGUCAUGCUCUAUCUUUGUCGCCUCCCUUGUUAAGGAGGUUCGACUUCUAUUCAUGGUUUCGUAGUAGGGACAAUUGAUGUACUCGGUAUCUUUGUAUCUGGAUCCUUUCCUCUUUUGAAGAGUGAUCUAUUGGGGAAAAAAAAUAAACUCAAUGGAAAUCAUUUGGGCUUUCCAUAUCUGUAGUAUUAAAAUUGAGCCC
Messenger RNA from Linum tenue, 921 nucleotides. The record is from the annotation of a GenBank genome assembly. NCBI's taxonomy places the organism in Eukaryota, Viridiplantae, Streptophyta, Magnoliopsida, Malpighiales, Linaceae.